AUGAGUAUACCCCCAUUUCUUAAAUCAACUUCCUCAAAGACCAAACCAACGUCCGCUACACUACCAGAGACCACACAAGCGUCCACGACACCAUCAUUAAAUCCACAAUUAUCUACCACACCAUCGAACACCACAUCAUUAUCAACUACACCAUCGACUACAACAUCAUUAUCAACCACAUCAUCGACCACCACAUCAUUAUCAACCACAUCAUCGACCACCACAUCAUUAUCAACCACAUCAUCGACCACCACAUCAUUAUCAACCACACCAUCGACCACCACAUCAUUAUCAAACACAUCAUCGACCACCACAUCAUUAUCAACCACAUCAUCGACCACCACAUCAUUAUCAACCACAUCAUCGACCACCACAUCAUUAUCAACCAUACCAUCGACCACCACAUCAUUAUCAACCACACCAUCGACCACCACAUCAUCCUUUACCACAGCAUCGACUACCACAUCAUUAUCAACCACACUAUCGACAACCACAUCAUCCUUUACCACACCAUCGACUACCACAUCAUUAUCAACCACACCAUCGACUACAACAUCAUUAUCAACCACACUAUCGCCCUCCACAUCAUUAUCAACCACAACAUCUCCCACAACAUCAUUAUCAACCACACUAUCGCCCUCCACAUCAUUAUCAAACACACCAUCGACAACCACAUCAUUAUCUACCACACCAUCGAACACCACAUCAUUAUCAACUACACCAUCGACUACAACAUCAUUAUCAACCACAUCAUCGACCACCACAUCAUUAUCAACCACAUCAUCGACCACCACAUCAUUAUCAACCACAUCAUCGACCACCACAUCAUUAUCAACCACACCAUCGACCACCACAUCAUUAUCAACCACAUCAUCGACCACCACAUCAUUAUCAACCACAUCAUCGACCACCACAUCAUUAUCAACCAUACCAUCGACCACCACAUCAUUAUCAACCACACCAUCGACCACCACAUCAUCCUUUACCACACCAUCGACUACCACAUCAUUAUCAACCACACUAUCGACAACCACAUCAUCCUUUACCACACCAUCGACUACCACAUCAUUAUCAACCACACCAUCGACUACAACAUCAUUAUCAACCACACUAUCGCCCUCCACAUCAUUAUCAAACACACCAUCGACAACCACAUCAUUAUCAACCACACCAUCGACAACCACAUCAUUAUCAAACACACCAUCGACAACCACAUCAUUAUCAAACACACCAUCGACAACCACAUCAUUAUCAAACACACCAUCGACAACCACAUCAUUAUCAAACACACCAUCGACAACCAGAUCCUCUGAAACCUCUGACCCCUCCUCUGACACCUCCUCUGACACCUCCUCUGACACCUCCUCUGACACCUCCUCUGACACCUCCUCUGACACCUCUCACACUACCUCUGACACCUAUGACACCCCUCUGACACCUCCUCUGACACCUCCUCUGACACCCCCUCUGACACCUCUCACACUACCUCUGACACCUAUGACACCCCUCUGA
This is a messenger RNA of Physella acuta, 1512 nucleotides long. RefSeq names its product mucin-2-like. NCBI's taxonomy places the organism in Eukaryota, Metazoa, Mollusca, Gastropoda, Physidae. The record is from RefSeq and is a predicted model, not a curated record.